Messenger RNA from Cyphomyrmex costatus, 1197 nucleotides. RefSeq lists its product as uncharacterized. The record is from RefSeq and is a predicted model, not a curated record. Bases 74 to 613 code for a protein of 179 amino acids. The transcript has 5 exons. NCBI's taxonomy places the organism in Eukaryota, Metazoa, Arthropoda, Insecta, Hymenoptera, Formicidae.
AAAGGAUUCUUUUCUGCUAACAUGUAAUGGAAAAAUUUAUUUAAAAGCUAAUGCUGUACCUAGCAUCUUUAACAUGCCUGUAAAAACAUAUUUAAAAAUUAACAAACCAUUACGAGAAUGUGACAAAUUUAAUAUUAAUUGUGAGAACUCUUCAAUUGAGCCUUCAACAACGAGUAAUACUUCUCACAGUGAAACGUUGGACAUCACAGUAAUAGAAAAAGAAAAUAUCAAUGUACAUCAGCAACAAUCAUACAUAGAGAAUUUAAAAACCACUAUAAACAUGGAAGAGAAUCAAAAUAAUUCAUACAGACAAAGUGCCUUUAUUUUUAAGAAGCAUACAACUAAAUUUGGAAUCAUACAGAGUUCACCUCUUGAUAUUUCAACAACCACAGAGGAAAUGACUUUGCAGGAAGAGCUUUGUAAAGAAAGAAAGAUUAAUGCAAAAUUAAAAAAAAAAAUAAAAAUCUUGCAACAAAGGAACAGACGAAUACAAAAAAGAAUAACAUCUAUGUCAUUACUUUUAAAGCAUUUGCAAGACAGAAAACUUUUAUCAGAAGAUGCUGCAGAAAUGUUACAAGUAAGUUGUACAAAUAUCUGUCAUACACAUACAUGAUAUAAUGAAUGAAUUACAAAGAAAUAAAUUUUGUGUAUGGAAAGCAUAUAGAUUGAUAUAUGAAUGUUUCAAUGACGGAAAAAGAAAUAAUAAAGAGACACUUGAGUAAAAAAAGAAAAAGACCUUUUCCUACAGCAAUUAAAACGUUUGCCGCAACGUUACAAUUUUAUUCCACGAAAGCCUAUGAAUACGUUCGGAAAACCUUCUUAAACAUUUUGCUACAUCCACAAACAAUUAAAAAAUGGUAUUCAUCUAUUGAUGCCAAACCUGGCAUAACAUUGGAAGCAUUAAGAACAGUACAAGCAAAGAUAAAUGAAGCAGCAGCAGUUGAGAAAAUAUUAUAUUUUAGCUUAGUUAUAGAUGACAUGUCGAUAAAAGAAGAAAUAGAAAUUGAAGGUGAUAAAUAUUAUGGGUACGUAGAUUUCGGAACAAAUCCAGAAAACAAUGAUAGUAUACCAAGAGCAAAUCAUGCUUGUGUUCUUCUCCUGGUAUGUAUCAAUGGAAAUUGGAAAAUACCCGUUGCAUAUUAUUUUAUAAAAUCUUUAAAUGGCGCAGAAAGGGCAAAUGUAAUUGAACAAGUUCUU